Molecule: messenger RNA, 762 nt
Organism: Rhodotorula toruloides NP11
Lineage: Eukaryota; Fungi; Basidiomycota; Microbotryomycetes; Sporidiobolales; Sporidiobolaceae
Exons: 4
Coding region: 1-762 (253 amino acids)
Source: RefSeq, a predicted model, not a curated record
AUGCCUGGUCCGGGGGACCUGACGCCGCAAGCAACUCCUCCACCUCCCCACUCGAUUCCGCCGACGACUCACGCUCGCCAACCGCAUCCAAUGUCCCGCUCGGCCGCUGCUGCAGAAGACGACUCGGCCAUGGGCUUUGCCGAGGACGUCGGCAGCGCUGCGAGCAGCGUGUCGAGUCCCGGGGACGACUUGCCGAUGAGGAAUGAAGGGGGCGCCGAGGACGAGAGGAUGCUCACGGAGGGCGAAGACACGGCCGCUCCCGGACCCUCCUCCUCUCGCCUCCCUCCCUCUGUUCCCGCCAGCUCCGCCUACGCCCCGACUUCGCCUACCAAGCGCGCUACUCGCUCAAGCAACGCUGCCGGACCGUCGUCCCGCAACGGCCCGCGCUCGUCGAAGCGCGAGAGGGCUGCGCAGAUGUUCGCUUCGGGCGAAGGCGAGUUUGAGCGCGAGAGGGCGGUUAUCGAGGGAAGCAGGAGGGGCGGAAGAGGUGGAGGAGGAGGCGAGGACGGCGAAGGGAGGAGCGCCGAGGACAAUAUCAUGCAGAAGCUGCUCGACAAGGACUACGCUGGACGGCUCAACUUCGACCCCUUCCUGCAACAGUUGCAGGCGUUGAGGCAUAGCAAGGAGUCGACUGCGACUGGCCCUUCCGCUCCUGCCGGCGCUCCAGCUUCGCCUUCCACACAAGCGACGCCUCUGCCCCCUCCCGUCCUUUCUACGACCGAAGACGGCCCUUCUGCAUCCCCAGUUGCUCCCGCCGCUUGA